AUGUCUCACGAUAUCAGGGCAUCGGAGCUCAAGCAGCCCAUUGAUGUGGCUGAAUACCUCUUUCGCCGACUGCACGAGCUUGGUGUCCGUUCUGUUCAUGGCGUGCCAGGUGACUAUAACCUUGUUGCUCUGGAUUACAUUCCGAAGUGCGGACUCCACUGGGUGGGCAACUGCAAUGAACUCAAUGCGGGGUAUGCGGCAGAUGGCUAUGCACGAGUCAAGGGAAUCGCUGCCGUCGUUACGACCUUUGGCGUCGGAGAGUUGUCUGUAUUGAAUGCGACAGCGGGAGCAUACAGCGAGUACGCCUCGGUCGUCCACAUUGUCGGUCAACCAAGCACAAUCAGCCAGAAGAGCGGCAUGCUCCUUCACCAUACUCUUGGCAACGGAGACUUCAACGUCUUUGCCAACAUGAAUGCUGGCAUCUCCUGUGCGGUGGCCAAGCUAAAUGAUCCCUACGAGGCCGCUACCCUCAUCGACCACGCAUUGCGGGAAUGCUGGGUUCAAAGCAGACCUGUCUACAUCACCUUGCCAACAGAUAUAGUGCAAAAGAAGGUCGAAGGAGAAAGGCUGAAGACACCAAUCGAUCUCAGCGAGCCAUCUGUUGAGGUUGAGAAAGAGGACUAUGUUGUUGACGUUGUGCUCAAAUACCUAUCCACUGCCCAGAAUCCAGUCAUUCUGGUCGAUGCUUGUGCCGUCCGUCAUCGAGUGCUUGACGAAACUCACGAUCUAAUUCAGAAGUCUAAUCUGCCUGUUUUCGUCACACCUAUGGGCAAGAGUGCGGUGGAUGAGACACUUCCAAACUAUGGCGGAGUCUAUGCUGGAGAUGGCUCGAAUGCUGGAGUCAAAGAGCGGGUUGAGUCAGCAGAUCUCAUACUAAGCAUUGGUGCAAUCAAAUCAGAUUUCAACACCACCGGCUUCACCUAUAGAGUUGGUCAGCUCAAAACUAUCGACUUCCAUAGCACAAUGAUGCGAGUUCGCUACAGUGAGUAUCCGGGGGUCGGCAUGAAAGGGGUGCUAAGAAAGGUGACGGAGAGAUUACCAAAGCUCAAUGUAGAAGCAGCGCCCCCAGUCUCACAGAACAAGAUUCCAAACGGAGAGCUGGACGUUUCAAAAGAUUCUCCAAUUUCACACGCUUGGUUCUGGCCACGGAUGGGGCAAUGGCUGAAGGAAGAUGACAUCGUCGUCACCGAGACAGGGACAGCCAACUUCGGUAUCUGGGAGACUAGAUUUCCGAAGGGUGUACUCGCGUUGAGUCAGGUUCUCUGGGGUAGCAUUGGCUGGUCCGUAGGAGCUUGUCAGGGUGCAGCGCUUGCCGCAAAAGAGGCUGGUAGCCGGAGGACUCUACUAUUUGUUGGCGACGGGAGCAUACAAUUGACUGCUCAGGAAAUCAGUACUAUGAUCCGACAUGACCUUACGCCAAUCAUCUUUUGUAUAUGCAACGAAGGAUACACCAUUGAGCGCUAUAUCCAUGGCAUGGAUGCGGUGUACAACGAUGUUCAGGAAUGGAAGUAUAAAGAUCUCGUUCCAACCUUCGGGGCAAAACCAGACAAGUACAAAGUUCACCAAGUGAAGACGAGGGAGGAAUUGGAGGCAUUCUUCCAGGCCGAGGAUUCUCAUCAGGUAUCACAGCUUCAGUUUGUGGAAUUGUACAUGCCAAAGGAGGAUGCCCCAGCUGCGCUGAAAAUUACUGCAGAGGCGUCUGCGAGGACGAAUGCGAAGACUCAAUAA
This is a messenger RNA of Endocarpon pusillum Z07020, 1728 nucleotides long. RefSeq names its product Pyruvate decarboxylase. Lineage: Eukaryota; Fungi; Ascomycota; Eurotiomycetes; Verrucariales; Verrucariaceae. The record is from RefSeq and is a predicted model, not a curated record. The transcript has 2 exons. Bases 1 to 1728 code for a protein of 575 amino acids. Gene Ontology annotation, molecular function: magnesium ion binding; thiamine pyrophosphate binding; carboxy-lyase activity.